UGCUCUGAAGCGCCAUGCUAUCCUGUCAAUGUUAAAAAGGUGCCACAAUAUCCUUGUGGCACUAUACAAUACAAAGAUCUUAUGGCAUUCGGAAAAUAUGUGAACUACUAAUGUCACCUUUGUCAUAAUUUGACCAAUAUGCAUGGAAGUACUAUAAAAUUCAAAACAUUGUCCAAUUGCCCGUUGACACUGUCAUUUGUGAUGCCAUUUGAUCCUUGCCUGUAUGUAACCAAAAUUUUUAAUUUCUCUUUCUUUUUAAAAGUGGUGACUGGUAAUGCGUAACUUUCGUACGUAGAGUAACAAAUAAACGUAUUAAUAAACAUUAAAUAAGCAAUGAAUCUUCUGUACAACAAUGUUUCCUAGUCGUGUUCUCAAAUCAAUUUCGGUGUCGGACCUUGGCGACCAGGUAUAGUGAGGUAUACAUACCAUUUGUUACAAAUGCAACCUGGCUGACUGACGCUAUGAACAGCAGAUAUGAGCGGUGUGUUGACCAGGUGUAGAGUGAGCUCGGAGCAACUAGAUUUGCUUUUGUCGUUUAUGGAAGAGCACCGCGACUUUGCAGCCGGCAAGCAGUCUAUUUACUCUCGCUUCAGUUCGAGCAAGCUGUGGCGUCUCUUGGCCGAGCGGCUCAACGCAGCAGCGGCGGACACGGGGGGUGCGCGAAAAUCUCCAGAUAAAUGGUGCAGGUAUUGGGCAGAUAUUAAGUACAAGGCCCGAAAAAAGUGUGCAGCGGGUGGAGCUCUGGGCGAACUCUCGAAUGCGGAGGAGCGCCUUCAAAGCAUCCUGGGCACGCGUCCGCCGGACUGUAAGUUGACCUGCCGCAUGUGCAAGAUAUUUUUUUUUUAUAACAUAAGGUGGCAAAUGAUAAGCGGCCACCUGUUUCCGCCAAAAUAGCGAAGCGAC
This is a messenger RNA of Papilio polytes (common Mormon), 903 nucleotides long. RefSeq lists its product as uncharacterized. Lineage: Eukaryota; Metazoa; Arthropoda; Insecta; Lepidoptera; Papilionidae. Bases 475 to 894 code for a protein of 139 amino acids. The transcript has 2 exons. The record is from RefSeq and is a predicted model, not a curated record.